Messenger RNA from Hydra vulgaris (swiftwater hydra), 2982 nucleotides. RefSeq lists its product as uncharacterized. NCBI's taxonomy places the organism in Eukaryota, Metazoa, Cnidaria, Hydrozoa, Anthoathecata, Hydridae. The record is from RefSeq and is a predicted model, not a curated record. Gene Ontology annotation, molecular function: protein binding.
AAAGUUAAAAUAUUUGAACGAAUUUUUUUAUUAGCACGUUAACUUUUAAUGAUGUUGAGAGUUGGCUCUCUUAACGCAAAAAGUGAUAUGAAAUGAUGUUAAGAAUUGGUUGUAAUAAAAUAAACUUGUUCUACAAUAAACCAUGUGCUAUCCACCGUCUUUUUCUUACUUCUCGUUACACUACGCACGAAAUAUUGCCAAAAAAAGUUACUUUUGCAGACAAAUUUAAAUCCGUUUGGAAUGGACCUAAUUUUAAAUAUUGGUUUUUGGGAACAACGUUUUUCUUUUCAUGGAUGACGUACUAUGGUAUAAAAACUUAUAAAAAAACAAGAAUUAAUGUUGAACUGCUGCCACCUUUGCCUGUUCACCCAUUAGUGAAACGAACUUAUGAAAUGGAACAGUUACAUUCAAAAGUUUCUACGCAAAGUUCUUUGUUAGGUGGUGAAAAUAUAAAAGUUGUUAUGGUUUUGGGUCCUCCAGCAACUGGGAAAACUGUGUUAGUUCGCGAUUUUGUAAAAUCUGUUAUAGAAAAGCAAGAAGGAUUCAAGUUUAGUCUUCCAAAAUCACAUGUAUCGGUUUUUUUACAGGCUGACAACGAAGAUGCAUUUCUUAAUUCUCUUAAAGCUUUUGCAUCUUCGCUAAAAAUAAAACCAAGCGACUUGGAUAAUAAAAUACACGAAUUGAGUCUAUCGCGUACAUUUAAUUUGUCGUCUUUUAGUGAACAAUGCGAUGCUUUGUUAUGCUGUAUCCAAGAAAUUCUUUUUAAGCAUGCUGGAUGGGUUUUAGCUAUCGAUAACUUGCAACCUAACACUCCGAAUUCUGUUUUUAGUGUAAUUAAUAAAUGGUUUAUUGGAAAAGAAUCAAACAAUUGGAGCAUGGGAACUGUAGUUCUCAUAUAUGACGCUGUGAAUUGUUUUGCAAUGAAUUUUCCUGAAAGUAAAAAGUACUUUAUGGAAAAGGGAUUUUACGAAAAUGAUUGGUUUCAGGCUUUAAAAAUAGUAUCUGGUUUAGACGCUACUUUACAAAUGUCUGCUAGUUUUGAGCGCCUCGCUGCUGUUCUAAAAAAGAAUCCUUUAGCAAUAAUGUGUGCUGGAUUUUUAUUAAGAGAGAGGUUGUCAUUAAAAGAAAUACGUAGUAUUGAUACCGUGGUUACAGAGUUAUGUUCUGAGAUUGAAGAGAAAGUUAUUGAAGUUAAAGAAAAUAAUAAGUUUAUGUCACAGUUUAUUGAGAGUGAACUUGGAACAACUUUAGUUGUUACAGAAACUAUCGUUGCUAUGACUCUUAAGUUAUUGCUUCGAGACGAUAAUUAUCUUAAUCACGGCAUAGAUUUGAUUGCCUCGCUUAAACCUAACACACCAGUGCCUCAGUCUCUUUUAACAAGACAUUUGUUAAAUUCAUUUUAUAAACUUCCAAUACUUAGCAAAGCAUCUUACGGACUUGCUGAUGUAUUUAGUAGACAAAGAGCUGAGCUUGUUAAACAAGAAAGCGCAUUAAACGAGUUGGUUGACAACGGAAAAGCAUGGUCCAAUAAAAACCUGGCUGAAUACAUGCGAAGAGUAAAAGACUUUGUUUUAACUGGAUUUGAAACUAUUAAAAUGAUAUAUAAUUUGUUAUAUGGUGUUUUGCCUGAUUUGCCAGAAAAGGAUGAUGGGUUAGGUAUGUUUCGGUCAUUCCCACUUCUAAUGACACAAACAGUAGAACCUGGAGGUGUCAAAACAAUUUCAAUGCAUCCUGUAGUAUACAAUGUUGCUCGUCAGCACUUUCUUUCGGCUACAGUACAUCGUAUGGAGUGUGAGCAUAUCCUUGAAAGUGAAUUGACAUAUAAAAAUCAAUCCUGGUAUAAAAAGUUGAAUGGUUUUAGCAAACAAGCAUCAAUACAUUUAUUUCGGAACUCUGCUGGAGUUUAUGAUGGCGACAUUUCUUUUGCCCAGUCGAUUUUAAAUAAGUAUAAUUUUGGAAUAGACAUUUCUUCGAUAUUUAAAACGAUCACUGUGAUGGCAAAAGAUGAGUUAUUUUGGGUCCCAACUGAUAAAGAAUUAGCACGCUACUUACAAGGUCAUUUAGCUCGUGCGUUAUCUUCAAUCAAUGAAGAAAUUUUAGUUUCUAAGCAAGAUACAGGAGGAUUAACUUCAAGAAAACUUUUGUUGUGUCAUUUAAAGUAUAUUAUGGAGAAUCAGAAGAUGGAUGUUAUAGGUAGGAAAGGUUAUGCUGAAUGUUUAAGUUCUUUAGCCAAUUGUUUGGCGUUAAUUAAUGAAGAUUUUGAAAGCAGUAAACAGAUACUUCAGCAAGUUCUGGAUUUACAAGAAUCUUCUCAAGAAACUAACUCUUUGGAUAUUGCCAAAACAAUGACUGAUAUUGCUAAAAUGCAACAGUCGCUGCAACAGUUUGAUGAGGCUAAAGAUGUAUUAGAGAAAGCUGCGCAGCUAUAUGAAGCUGAUCGUCGAAAGUUUGGCGAGUAUAAAAAGCCAUCUGAUUAUGGUAGGCUACUUGGAUUACUUGGUGUAACAUACAGUGCUCUUGAUAUGAAACGAGAAUCAAAAGAGUCUAUUGAAAGAUCUCUCAUGAUGUUACAAGCUAUAACUCCGGACCUUUCCGAUGAAGCUAAAAGUAAACAAUUUGGAGCAGAAUUUGCAAGUGCGCUGACGGAUUUAGGUCACGCUUACACUUUGAUGGGGCUUCCUCUUUACGGGAAAAAGAUACUUGAUUUGUCAUUAGCAGCACUCAGAAAUAUUCAUGGUACUGAUAAUCAUCCUGAAAUUGUAAGAGCCUUAACAGUAUUAAGCGUUGCGCAUCUUAUGCAAGGACAUAACGAAGAAAGUAAAAAACUGAGAAACGAAGCUGGAAAGAUACAGACAGCGAUAAAUGCUUUACCUCUGUAUUAGCUUAUAAAUUUAUUUUUUAUAAUUUUUUUUUUCUUUUAAAUUUAUCAAGUGAUAAGAAGAUGAUACGUAAUUUUUAAAGGGAAAAAACCUUAAUCCCAAA